AUGGAACAAGUCCCCACCAAGCAGUUAUUUGUUAGACCAAUCAGAGAUGACGUCCGGGAGGACGAUCUUAUCGAAUUUUUCUCGACAGCAGCACCAGUUGUCGAAGUGCGUCUUAUGCAGGGCUACGCAUUUGUCAGUUUUCAGACUGAAGACGAAGCUGAUGCUGCUUUAAAGAAAAUGGACGGUCAAGAGCUUAAUGGGGAGCAACUCCAAGUGGAGUUUGCAAAACCUAAAAAAGAGGUUCAUCGAGUAAAGCUUACUGGUUUGAUCGAUGGUACGGCUUGGCAAGAUAUUAAAGACUUUGUUAGAGACAAAACUGGCACUGAGCCAAGUUUUGUCAGAGUCUUUACGAAUGAAUCUGGUACUGUUUGUGAUUUACAGUUUGAAUCUAGAGAUGACUUAGAAAAAGCCAUUCCAUUGUUGGAUAAGUCUACGUUUGGCGAGGUCACUAUUGGUGCUGAAGAAGACACUUCCCCAUAUGUUCCACCCCCAAGAAGAGGUGGUUUUAGAGGUGGAAGAGGUGGUUUCAGAGGUGGUUUUGAUCGCGGAUACGGCGGUGGAAGAGGUGGUUUUGAUCGUGGAUAUGGUGGUGGAAGAGGUGGCUUUGAUCGUGGAUACGGUGGCGGAAGAGGAGGCUAUGGUGACAGAGGUGGAUUCAGAGGAGGAAGAGGUGGUUAUGGUGACAGAGGUGGAUUCAGAGGAGGAAGAGGAGGUUAUGGUGAUAGAGAUGGUGGCCGCAGAGGAGGAUACGACCGUGGUGGGUAUGAGGACAGACAAGGCUCUUCAUACCACCGUGAGAGAUCUCCUAACAGAUUCUAA
Molecule: messenger RNA, 819 nt
Organism: Lodderomyces parapsilosis
Lineage: Eukaryota; Fungi; Ascomycota; Pichiomycetes; Serinales; Debaryomycetaceae
Gene: NPL3
Product: mRNA-binding protein
Exons: 1
Coding region: 1-819 (272 amino acids)
Cellular component (GO): ribonucleoprotein complex; nucleus; cytoplasm
Molecular function (GO): mRNA binding
Source: RefSeq, a predicted model, not a curated record